ACCGUACUUAGAUUGCCUAGCAAAGAAUCAACUUCUAAACAGGCGUGUGUGGUAACCCUGUCUGUUACCAUGGUGAAAGGAAGCCAUCCAAAACAUGUGCGUCAGUGAAGUCUUCGGUUCAGAGAAGGUAUCAAGAGUAUACGGUUUACUGGGACGCCAUACACAACAGAGUUUACUUUUCUUUUUUAUUUCGUCAGUUAAAUAAUGUCACUUCAAGCCAGUACUCCCAGUCUGCAGUAUUGCGAUGAUCAGAUCGUUAUCGGCAUAGAUUACACACAUCUGGAAGCCUUAUGUGGCGUAAGUGGACUCGGAGAUGGCGGCAGCGAUUCGAAAUCCACAGAAGAGGCCCAUAAAGAUUUUAUGAGCUCCUAUCAAAAAAUAUUCCUCCGACCCAAGAAAGUGAUUCCGCGCGUCCCGCUCCCUUCAAAUUGCAGACCCGUGCAAGUUCCUGUGAGAGGAAGACGAGGGGGCAGCAAUGCAUCCUGGGAUAUGAGGCAGAGCCAGGGUCACAGCAGGCAGGCGCGAGAUCAUCUGAUCGGCCAAACACUGAGGGCUCUGAGGAAACUGCCCAUAGAGAGGUCACUGGCGGACCAGCAGGCUAUCCGCAGGACACUGAAUGCCUUUCCCUGCCUGUCUACCCUCCUGUCCAAUCAGGAGCUUCAGCAGAUCAGCAGCAUUGCAAUCCUGGAGUCCUGGGAGAGGGAACAGACCAUUUUCGGACACAACGGACUACACCUUGUGCUGAGGGGAACCGUGAGGCUGUACUCACAUGAGGCCACCAAGACUGACACGAUGGGAGUGGGCGGCUGUUUCGGGUCGCUGGAGGAGCAGGACACGGACGAGGCUCACGCAGACGCCCAGCACGCCGUAACGCUGGACAACUGUGAGAUCCUGAGGAUCCCCAGGGCCGCCUACGCCAAGCUCCAACAGGAGAUCGAAGCCCAGAACUCCGCCCUGAGAGAGUCAAUCGUCCAAUCCUGUCCUUUCUACCUCCACUGGCACAAGCUGUCAAUCAAGAAACUGUCUGACCUCAUCCAGAUGAGACAACUGCCAGCCAAUCACGUUCUAGUCCGGGAGGGUGAGGUGUGUCCCUUCGUAACCUACAUCCGGACAGGGGAGUGUAACAUCCUUCGGGAUAUCGAGGGAGUACCGAAAAGGGAACCUGGAAAAAAGGGCAACAGGGUCAAGUACGUGGUAGUGGGCAAACUGGGUCCCGGCGCGUCGUUCGGGGAGACCAGCGUGCUCCUGGACCAGCCUUCCCCUUGCAGCGUUGUCACGGCGACGGAGGUGAAGAUGGGAGUCAUCCUCCCCAGCGAUCUGAAAGGGCUGGACUCUGUGACUCGGUCUCUGAUAGAGCAGACGGAGCAGCCGGCCUACGGGAAACUGAGUCAGGAGCAGAUGAACAAGAUGUACGUGGCACAGGAGAGACAAAAGGAGUGGCUGCAUAUCAAGAGGCGGGUGCUGAGAGAUGCUCUGUUCUACAACGGCAUUGUGCAGGGAUGUGGGAAGUGGAACCAGAUCAGGGUCAGAAGAGACCAGGAUACACACCGCAAUCCCCCCACUUCCUCUCUUUAAAUACACACCCACCACCCUCCAUCCCAGCCUCUCAUCCCUCUAUCCCAGCCUCAUAUCCCUCCAUCCCAGCCUCUCAUCCCUCCAUCCUAUCCUCUCAUCCCUCCAUCCCAGCC
This is a messenger RNA of Anguilla anguilla (European eel), 1688 nucleotides long. It is a transcript of the gene cnbd1, whose product is annotated as cyclic nucleotide binding domain containing 1. The coding region runs from base 205 to 1575 and encodes 456 amino acids. The transcript is spliced from 13 exons. Lineage: Eukaryota; Metazoa; Chordata; Actinopteri; Anguilliformes; Anguillidae. The record is from RefSeq and is a predicted model, not a curated record.